CACAUCUUGGAGCAUCUUGGUCGUCGUCGAGGAUGGGGUCAUGGUCGUCUACAGUAACGGCGAGCAUGCGUGUAGCGUGUAAUGCGCGUAGAAUUACACGACCCAGAAGUGCACGAAACUACAGUGCACUAGCUCAACCCCAGCCUCGUCCUGCUCCGACAAAAACAGACCCAUAUGUCCUCCUCGCGCCGCACCUCGAACAGUUGCGCACUUCCCUGCUCACCCUCCUCGGAAGUUCCCAUCCUUCCCUCAACGCAAUCGCUCAAUAUUACUUUCUCCAUCCCUCCAAACAACUUCGACCCCUCCUCGUCCUCCUCUUCGCGCGUGCAACAAACGGACUAGGUGCUGAAUUCCCCCAAGUAAAUUGGGCAGCAGACAAUGCAAGAGCACAUCAAAAAGAGCUCGACGCGCCUUUGACUCGAAAAGACAUCCUAUGCGACUGGAAUCCCAGCAUGCCAGACCAUACCGCAUCAUUCGAGAGCGCGUUCGAAUUGCGCAUACCCCCUCCCCAACCAUCACCAUAUACCCUACCACCCCCACUCCUCCAUCAAACUCAUCCUCAGGCACUCACUCAUACAUUGCUCCCUACCCAGUUGCGCCUAGCACAGAUCGUGGAGAUGAUACACGUUGCUUCUUUACUCCAUGACGACGUCCUUGACAAAUCCUCCCUUCGUCGUGGCGCACCUAGUGCACCAGCUGCUUUUGGCAAUAAGCUGGCUGUCCUCGGUGGUGAUUUCUUGCUGGGCCGCGCCAGUGCUGCCUUGAGUCGGCUAGGCAGUCAUGAAGUGGUGGAGCUUAUCGCGAGUGUCAUCGCUAAUCUUGUAGAGGGUGAGAUUUUGCAGAUGAAAGGGAGUGGAACCGAAGCUGCUUCCUCUCCCUCGUCGUCUGCGAGUAGUGAAAUUGACCUUAAGGACCUUCAUUCUUCCCCUUCACCCUCAUCCUCCGAUAAAUGGUCCAUCUAUCUUAAAAAAACUUAUUUAAAAACGGCUUCCCUAAUGGCUAAAGGCGCACGGGCUGCUGUCGUGCUAGGAGGGUGUAAAGAAGGCGAGGUAUGGAAGGAAGUAGCCUAUGCGUAUGGGAGGAAUCUGGGUAUUGCGUUUCAGCUCAUAGAUGACACCCUCGACUUUUCCUCCUCCACAGCCCAACUAGGAAAACCCGGCUUUGCAGACCUGCGCCUGGGACUCGCAACAGGACCCGCACUCUACGCGGCUGAAGAGUUUCCAGAGCUCGAAGCCAUGAUCCAGCGGCGGUUCGGUAGGGAUGGCGAUGUCGAGACGGCCCUGACGCUCAUCUCGUCUUCUCGUGGUGUGGAGCGCACGCGUGAGCUAGCGCGCGUACAUGCUGAGAAAGCACGGGAGGUGCUGACGUUAUUGCCUAGAAGCGAGGCGAGGGAUGCUUUGGAGGGUUUGACGGAGGGUGUUGUGAAGAGGCGGUGGUGAGGCCUUUUGAAUUCCCGUAUGUUGUGACCGGGCGUCAUCAUUUUUCUUCUUGAUCGAUGAUUGAGGAUAGCAACAUACGUACGUUGUCUGGGGGCAUCAUUAAACGCUCUCUUCUGUCGACUUUUGCACAAUUCAGAAAUAUAAUCUUAUCACACUUUAUUACGAUUGAAUAAAUAGAUAUCCAUUGUCCGGCAUCUGGGACUCAAUA
Molecule: messenger RNA, 1647 nt
Organism: Suillus subalutaceus
Lineage: Eukaryota; Fungi; Basidiomycota; Agaricomycetes; Boletales; Suillaceae
Product: terpenoid synthase
Exons: 3
Coding region: 33-1439 (468 amino acids)
Biological process (GO): ubiquinone biosynthetic process; isoprenoid biosynthetic process
Cellular component (GO): transferase complex
Molecular function (GO): prenyltransferase activity
Source: RefSeq, a predicted model, not a curated record